Molecule: messenger RNA, 710 nt
Organism: Spirodela intermedia
Lineage: Eukaryota; Viridiplantae; Streptophyta; Magnoliopsida; Alismatales; Araceae
Source: the annotation of a GenBank genome assembly
AUGAUCUGCGCGUCGCUCACCGGAGCCGUGCCGGCCGUUGGCGGCGCCGCCGCCGCCGCCGCCGCCCAAUGCUCGUUUGCCUCUCGUUCUCCCCGCUGUACCUUGGCCAGCAUCUCCUUCGCUGCCCCCAACUCCCGCAUCCUCUCGAAUGGGAUCGCCUGCAAGAGACCGCAGAUGUUGACGCGCCUGCCGCCGGCCGCGGCUGCGGCCGUGGCUGCGGCGGAAGCGGAAGAAUCCCUGGGCGUACCAGUCUCGGAGGACGAAGGGAAGGAGGUUGGAGAUUCCUCACACUCGUCUCAUUAGUUUUUCCCCCAAAUUUGAUGAUCGAUUGAGUGUCUGAAUUAGGAUCUCGGGUUUCCCCAGUGAGAUAUAUAGAGAUGAUCUUCUUAGUGUGUCCAUCGGGUGCUUGUGUGAUGCAGAUUCUGCAGGUGGCGGCGAAGGGCGCGGUGGGGAAGCCGAGGCUGGUUCUCAAGUUCAUAUGGAUGGAGAAGAACAUCGGCCUGGCCCUGGACCAUGUCAUUCCAGGCCACGGGGCCGUCCCGCUGAGCCCUUACUACUUCUGGCCCCGCAAGGACGCGUGGGAGGAGCUUAAGACCCUGCUGGAGAGCAAACCCUGGAUCUCCCAGAAGCGCAUGAUCAUCCUGCUCAACCAGGCCACCGACAUCAUCAACCUCUGGCAGCAAAGUGGGGCAGGCAAUUUGCAGCAGUAG